AUGCUCAUCCCCAGCUAUUUGGAUACCGAUGGGCGCAGUCCUGUUAGUCCCAUAACUCCCACUUCCGACGAGGACUCGACAGAUGGGUCCCACGACACAGAACCCUCACCGGAACAUCCGAUCGCUCAACUUCAAGGUCCCUUUGAGGAGUCGAUUCGCGAAACCAAUGAUCGUUCCGCGAGUCAAUGGAUUGUCAAUAUCGAUCCACAAUCCCGUCGGCGCGAUCUACUGGAGAAUGAUGAGUAUGAGCGACUCUGUGGUCGCAAAUGGCGCCAACGCUCCUCUGAACGAUAUCAUCCAUUUUGGAAGCUCAUCUCGCAGAUGGUCUUUGGAGUCCAUCUGCUGGCGAGGCGACUCGCCAAAUCAGAGCCCCAGGUUAUGAAGAUCCUGCAAACCCAUGUUGAUGAAAUGGAUGGCUUUCUGCAGAGGACGACAGAGGAUUUUCUGAUCAUUCACAUGGAUGUCCGCACGAGGAUUCAAUAUCUGAGUCUUCCCCUAGGGAACUUACAUUUGUUCGAUCAGAUGCUCGAGGAUCGCAAUUUUCGCCUCUCAUUGAUCGCCUACCACGAUCAGAUUGAGCAUGCCAUUGACCGGUUUACACUUGCCAUCACUGAUACCAUCCGGGAUUUGCUCAAAGGGAAAGAAGCAAUCAGUGUUCUGUGGCACUACCUCCUCCAACUAUCAGAAGAAGGCUGCUUCGAAUCCCACAGCCUUAAAGCAUUCUACCAAGCCAUGAUGGACAACCUAGAAGGCUGGCUCGAAGCCUUCUCCAAGCUCCGCCGUCGCGGCAUGGCCCUCCAAAAGGCCCUCGCCCAACUCGCUUUAGCAGUCACCGAGAUGCAACACCGAGUCGGCGUAGCAAGCAGGAAAGAAGUGCGCUCAAUAAAGCCCCUUAAACCCACUCGCAAUCGAUCCGUUCGAAAGCUCUUCUCCCCCCUGCCCUCCGAAAAACCGCUCCCCGCCGACCCCCUACUGAAACCAAAGAACUCAAAGGGCGAGGAGGGAACAGGUAGAAAGGGCAAUGUGGGUCGCACUACCAAUGCUACAAAGCGAGAAAGUAACAUACCCAGGGCCCUCAGUCGCGCAAAAUCGUGUAGUGCCCUGGCCAUGGACUCCAGUUCCAUUUCCACUUCUCCCCCACCACCAGUCCCUCGUCCAAGAACAGCAAGCAGAUUGAGCAGAAGACUAUCCAAGCCCUUCCUCCCAAAAAGAUCGCUUAGUGAAGGCGAAAAGGCUGAUACUACGCAGAAUCGCCCCGCUACGGCUCCAGACCGGACCCUGAAAUCCCGCAGUGUCUCCAUGGAACAGCUUAAAGCGCUAUGGACAAACACUGGUCGUCCCCGAACCCAGCAAUCCAUAAACCAUCCCCCUCCACCCCCAUUACCCCAAUCUCCACCCCUAUCACCAUCUCAAAGCCCUAAACAAGACCGCACAGAACGAGAAGAAAAAGAGAGAGAGAAAGAGAAAGAGAAAGAGAAACAAAAAGAAAAAGAAACUUACGACACAAUGAAAGAACAAGUUUCCCAAUUCCUCAAAACCGACCGCGUCGUCGAAGCCUGGGACGCCAUGACAAAAUCAGCAACAUGCAGCCGGACCCUAAAAUCCGCCAAAGACUGGCCCUGCAGUAUCUUCCGUGCAAAAUCGCCUAACGCCUGGCGCGCACGCUCAGAUCUAUCAGACGCACCGGACGAAAAACAGAUGUCCUGGGUCCCAGAUGAGGUACUGAAUACGUACACGUUCAAGCAAAGACCUGAGAUGUCGCCGCGCAUUCAUGUACUUUCCGUCCAGAUGGCGCUGGAUGAGGAGAUGAGUGGCACUGUCAAUGUGCAAAUGAGUGGGGGUGGAGGGGAUGAGAUUUCAGAUUGUGAUUCUGGGUCGAUUAUUACGGCGCUUCCGGCUUUGCCGCCUACUCCUACGACUACUACUUCUGCUACGAUUGAGUCUGUGGCGGGGGAGUAUAGGGCUAGGGCUGUGGAGUGUGCGCGGGGUUGA
This is a messenger RNA of Penicillium odoratum, 1992 nucleotides long. RefSeq lists its product as uncharacterized. Lineage: Eukaryota; Fungi; Ascomycota; Eurotiomycetes; Eurotiales; Aspergillaceae. The transcript has 2 exons. The coding region runs from base 1 to 1992 and encodes 663 amino acids. The record is from RefSeq and is a predicted model, not a curated record.